AUGUAUGCGACGAGGAAGAUUACUUUGUGCGACUACGGCGAGAAGCUUUUAAGUACUACAUCUUCACCGGCUGCCUCGGACGUCCAGAAAGACUCCUUUGCUAGAAUAGAGUUCAGCAUAGUACGAGGCAUUCGCAAUGACGUUGACGAUUCGGAACAGGACAGCUUCGAAGACCUUCGACUUAGCGAUGCCCAAAUUGUAGGAUAUCCAGAACUAGUUGGCUAUGAUGUGAACAUCAAAAUUGAAUUCAACGAGCAAGCUCCGAUUGGCCCAGAGUUACCGACAUGCAAGUCACGUAGUGCAGGAGUAGAAGGUGGCACUUUCCCAGCCCUCCGACUCACCUUAUCGACACAAUCAGUUACUUGGCUCCGACUAUGUGAUUGGAGCCCGGAUAUUUUGUCACCAAUGUUGAUCAGUCUCUUUGGUGAUUUUAUGGAAGACAGCGGAUACUCCAUUUAUUACCAGUAUAUUGUCUGCUCCUCUAAUACCCAUGACUUAGCCCUAUGUGCGAAUACCAGCUAUGUGGAUUCCACCUCGCCGUGA
Colletotrichum lupini is the source of this 543-nucleotide messenger RNA. RefSeq lists its product as uncharacterized. The transcript has 7 exons. The coding region runs from base 1 to 543 and encodes 180 amino acids. The record is from RefSeq and is a predicted model, not a curated record. Lineage: Eukaryota; Fungi; Ascomycota; Sordariomycetes; Glomerellales; Glomerellaceae.